AUGACUGUUGUAGAGCUACAGAAGGAUGAAGAGGAGUUGGCACAUCUGGGUGAUGACACAGUCGUGGACUCUGGAUACCGGGAAGCCAGUGAUGUCAGCAUAACUCAUCCGUAUUACGACAUUGCCCGCCAUGGCAUCAUCCACGUGGCUGGUGACGACAACUCCGGGAGGAAAGUCAUCACCUUCAGUUGCUGCUAUCUGCCCCCCUGUCACGAGAUCGACCAUGUCCGACUGCUGGAAUACCUCAAAUAUACGUUAGAUCAGUAUGUGGAAAACGACUACACCGUCAUCUACUUCCACUACGGCUUGAGGAGUUGUAACAAGCCCUCGCUGAGCUGGCUACAGAGCGCCUAUAAAGCAUUUGACAGGAAGUACAAAAAGAAUCUGAAGGCCCUGUACGUCGUUCAUCCAACCAACUUCAUCAAAGUCCUCUGGAAAAUAUUCAAGCCGGUGAUAAGCCACAAGUUUGGCAAGAAAAUUCUGUACAUGAAUCACUUGAGCGACCUACAGCAGCACCUGCGAUUCAACCGGCUGAUCAUUCCGAAGGAAGUAUUGCAACACGAUGAAAAGCUCCGCAUCCAGCAAAAAGGAAGGAUACCGGCAAUCACCAAAGCCCCUCCGCCGCGACCGCCGCUACCCAUGCAGCAGUUUGGGGUCACUCUUCAAUAUCUUAAGAACAAAAACAAUGGGAAGCUGAUCCCGCCGGUUAUGGAACAGACGAUAUCCUAUUUGAAACUGAAAGGCAUGCGGGCGGAGGGUCUAUUCCGAAGAUCGGUCGCUGUUCACAUCAUUAAAGACAUCCAGAAGCUGUAUAAUCUCGGAAAACCAGUGAAUUUGGAUGAAUACGGAGAUAUUCAUGUACCUGCGGUCAUCCUGAAGACCUUUCUACGUGAACUCCCGGAACCUCUGCUGACCUAUGCCUCAUACCGGCCUAUCCUGGAGAUCGCCAAUGUGGAGACCAUUCUACGUGUCAACAGCUGCAAACAAAUCGUACAUCAACUCCCGGAACAUAACUACGCCGUCCUGAAGUAUCUCAUGUGCUUCCUAAACAUGGUAUCUCAGGAAAACAUCAACAACAAAAUGACCGCUUCCAACCUGGCCUGCAUAUUCGGUUUGAAUUUAGCGUGGCCUCGGGAAGGAACGCCCUCGCUGAACGCGUUGGUACCGGUGAAUAUGUUUACAGAGCUGCUCAUUGAGCACUAUUCCACCAUCUUCAACACCAGGACGGUCCCUGGAGAGUCGCUGCCCUGACCCGCAUGGCGGAUGUUAAUAGCGAUCUCGCACAAAUGAGAUGACGAUUAACGUUCUCCGCUACCCUUCUCCACCUUGUAAAGAUGUUACAGAAAUUUGCACUCGGAAAGGUCACGGAUUGAAUAUUUAUAUAUGAGAUUAUGUUACAAAGUUAUUUCAUGAAGAUGUUUUUAUGUAAAGAGAAAAUACUGCUAACAAAUGUCCUCACUGUGAUUUAUCUGCUCCCAGUAGCCAACUGGUUUUGAAGGACAGCUCAGAAUUCUGAAGCCAAAAUGAGGCGGAGCUAUAAAUAGAGGGUGGGGCUUCAUGAUUUGGAGGCGUGGCUUGGGAACGGCCUGUGUGGAUGUCAUGAUGGAGUGCUAGGGGUAUUAGCCGUUUGUUGGGACCCCCUCUCAAAUCACACCCUCUAGAGGUCUGACCUAAUGAGACUUGGGGGUAUAUUUGCCAAACAACGAUUCUCCGCAUCUUUGACCGCUGAAUUUAAGACGGCAAUUCUAGUAAAUUCUUCAUCAGGUUGGUUUCGCAUCUAUUGCUGUUGCGGUAUUAAAUCCAGCAGUCAAAGCUGCCAGGCAGUAAUGCGCCAUUUUGAAAAGCUGCUGAUAAAUAAAUAUACCCCGUGGACAGUGGACACAUCUUCAGAUCUACUUGAGGAGAGGGCUGGAUUAAAGAUGCUGGAUGAGUUGACCAUCAGCACUGUCUGUCAAUUUUGAUUGGUUGCUUUUGUAUUGACCCCUCCUGCACUUUAUUCCUUUGCACCACGGUUAUAUCAUAUCGAGUCAUGGCUAUUAUUCAUGUUAUUUAUGCGCCGUUCCAUCUGCGCUGCUGCAACAAAAGAAGAUUCCGCUUUAAGUUAUAAGUGGUAAAUGAUUGGCCGUGGGGGGGUGUUCCUAUUUUAUUACAUUUUAUAUUGAAAAUUUGAUUCUUGCAUUUAACACUGUUCUUUCUUAUGCAUAUACUUCAUUCCAUUCUAUUGUGUACAAAUAGGGUAAUGCAGCGUUCCCAUUUACUAACACUGUCAUCACUGUUAUUGUGUGGUGUAAGCGUACACAUUUCUAUACCUGAUGUAUUAUUGACGUGUUGGGUAUAUGAUCCUGGCGGUCAGAAUACCGACACCAGCAUGUAAUUGGUUGACAGCGACUUAGGUCAACACUGUUAAAAGGUCAACAUGUUUAAAUGAUCGACAUUUCAAUGGUCAGCACAAAAAGGUUGACACUUUUUUUUUUCUGUUUUAGUCCAAACCUAAACCUGACUCUGCCCGUAGUGCCUAACUACUAACCCCCUCCCUCCCACAGCCUUACCCCAAUCCUCCCCCAACUUGCCUUACCCUAAAUCUUAUCCUAACCUUCAAAAUUAUGAAAAAUCACAUAAAAAGUACAUUAAAAAAAAUUACACCUUAAUUGUGUCGACGAUUUAAAUGCAGAAUUUUUAAACCUGUCGACCUUUUAACCAUGUUGAUCUAAGUUACUGUCGACCAAUUACCCUGUCGACCUAAUGUCACUGUUGAUCUACCAUCCAAAUACCUUUUGAAGUUGGAGGUAUCUUGAAAGAGACACAACAUGCUUUCAAUACUAUUAAAGGUGGGAAAUACUAUGACUUUGUGUACAUUGUGUAUGAUUUAGAAUCAUACACAGUAUUAAAAGUUGAAGAAGCAGUUCUAGAGCUGUAAAAUGAUUCCAUCAAGUGGAAGGUGUUCCAAACCUGCUUUCUAUGAACCGCAGUUGCAACUGCGACAUCUGCAGGCUAAACUCAAGUACUGCAUGCCAUUAAAAAGAAAAUCCUAAUGUAACACACGUGUGAAAUAUUUAAAAAAAAAACUUCACAGUUCACUUACAUUUAGUUUAAUACAAUAUAUUUAAAAACCUAACUUUACAAAGGAAGAUUUCUAAAUUCUAUAUACUGUACUAUGCCCUUCAGCUUCUUAAUGUUGGCAUGGAUUAAAGCCGUCUUCAUAAGUCGCUAGAGCACCUCGGAAUCUGCUGCCUUUUCAUUUCCAAAUAAUUACAGUACAUAAGAGUGUCAUCAGACCAAAUGGAGGUAAUAGUUAUUAAUACAAACACUUAAAGAAACCUACAAGGUCGCUUUUAGCGUGUUCUAGAAGACAGAAAUUGCUUUGAGUCAGCAGCACUUAAGACCAAAGCUGGCAGGAAUCAACUAUGUUUCUGCUGUCUAUUUAUUUGCCGGUUAAAUAAAGUUGUAUUUGAAUUGAA
Pseudophryne corroboree (corroboree frog) is the source of this 3458-nucleotide messenger RNA. RefSeq names its product Rho GTPase activating protein 8 (gene ARHGAP8). Lineage: Eukaryota; Metazoa; Chordata; Amphibia; Anura; Myobatrachidae. The coding region runs from base 1 to 1251 and encodes 416 amino acids. The record is from RefSeq and is a predicted model, not a curated record. The transcript is spliced from 11 exons. Gene Ontology annotation, biological process: small GTPase-mediated signal transduction; negative regulation of endocytic recycling. Gene Ontology annotation, molecular function: GTPase activator activity. Gene Ontology annotation, cellular component: cytoplasm.